This is a messenger RNA of Triticum aestivum (bread wheat), 1217 nucleotides long. RefSeq names its product thaumatin-like protein. The coding region runs from base 343 to 1110 and encodes 255 amino acids. Lineage: Eukaryota; Viridiplantae; Streptophyta; Magnoliopsida; Poales; Poaceae. The transcript has 2 exons. The record is from RefSeq and is a predicted model, not a curated record.
UGUAAUUCUUAACAUCCAUUGCACGCUUGCAGGGUAGUAGCUAGCAUAGUUUCAGUUCAGAUAACUAACUGUAUAGUAGUAGAAUGCAGCUUGAAUGCACUGGAGCUUAAACUUUUGUUUGUUUCAGACAUGGAAGAGAGAAAGAAAGAAGGAAUAUCAAAUAAAUAAAGGUUCAUGCAGGAACAAAGUAGCAGUAGUACUUAUUAAGUGGUUCAACUGUCAAAUCUCAUAGGUUUUCUUUGCAAUAUUAUUUUCAAUAUGGUUACUACUUAAGAGUAAGACCACCACACCCCUGCUCCACUUCCAAGUUCGAGCUCAGAGCAAGACACACGCGCAGACGCCAUGGCCUCCUCUAAGCUCUUCCUCCUCAUCAUCAGUGCCAUCAUCUCCAUGGCAAUCACUAGUAGUCCGGCGGCUGCGGCAAAUGGUCGCAUACAUCUCAUCAUGGUGAACAACUGCGCCGAGUCGGUGUGGCCGGCCAUGCUCGGCACCACCGGCCACGCCACGCCGCAGUCGGGCGGCUUCCACCUCGGCCCCGGCGAAGAGACCACCUUCGACGUGCCGGUAGGGUGGUCGGGGCGGGUGUGGCCGCGCCGGGGCUGCUCCUUCGACCCGCGCGGCAUGGGCAAGUGCGCCACGGGCGACUGCGGCGGCGUGCUGCGGUGCGGGGGCGCCCCGGGCGCCACCCCGGCCACCGUGGUGGAGAUGACGCUGGGGACUCCCCAGUCGCCGAUGCACUUCUACGACGUGAGCCUGGUGGACGGGUUCAACGCGCCGGUGUCCAUGACGCCGGUCGGUGGCGGCCGCGGGUGCGGCGUGGCGGCGUGCGGGGCGGACCUGAACGUCUGCUGCCCGUCGGCGCUGGAGGUGAGGGACCGGGAGGGGAGGGUGGCCGGUUGCCGGAGCGCGUGCCUGGCGAUGGGCAGCGACAAGUACUGCUGCACCGGGGAGUACGGGACGGCGGCGGCGUGCAAGCCCACUAUGUUCUCGCACCUCUUCAAGGCCAUCUGCCCCAGGGCCUACAGCUACGCCUUCGACGACGCCUCAAGCCUCAACCGCUGCAAGGCCAACCGAUACCUCAUCACAUUCUGCCCACCACAACCUGAAUGAGGCAUCGCUAUCAAUCACCAUGUAUUUAUAUUUCUGAAUCCAAAACCUGAGUGAACUGUGUAGCUACAUGGAGUAUAUGAUACAGUAUGAGGGUGUUUGGGAUGUUA